Dalotia coriaria is the source of this 788-nucleotide messenger RNA. RefSeq names its product coiled-coil domain-containing protein 12. The record is from RefSeq and is a predicted model, not a curated record. Gene Ontology annotation, cellular component: post-mRNA release spliceosomal complex; U2-type spliceosomal complex. Bases 299 to 775 code for a protein of 158 amino acids. The transcript has 2 exons. Lineage: Eukaryota; Metazoa; Arthropoda; Insecta; Coleoptera; Staphylinidae.
UUGCAGCGACAUCUAUGAGAGAUUCAUGGAGUUAUAAUGAAAAAUAUGUUCAUUCGAAAGACUGAGUCUAACUUUUUGUUCUAAAUUGUUUUUACUUGCAAGACAUAACUUUAGCUUGGUUGAUUUUUGAUUUUUUAAACUUCCAAACAACCUACAAACAUUUAACAUCAAUUAAUAGGGUUAUGUUUCCCACUUCAUUAUAUUAACCACUGUGAACAAACAACGCUUGUUUGGAACGCAUUAAAACCAACAUUAAUCCAAAUAAAAACUAAAAUAAAGUAAUAUAGUUAGAAAUUAAAUGGUAUUAAAUAUGUCGGAGACUGGAACAUUAGAAGAACAAGCCUUAAAACGCAAAGAACGACUGAGAGCAUUGAAAAGAAAAAAAGAAGACACAAGUGACCCAACAUCUGACAAUUCUGUACAAAUUGAACUUCCAAAACCUAAAUUUCGAAGUUAUCAACCAGGUGCAGAGACUCUUAAAGCACACACAUUGCCAGAAGCAGAAAUUCCUAACAUCAAUGAAGAAAUCAAAGACCAGCUUGAUGCAGCAAAGACAAAAGUUGUAAUUGAUGAAUUGGAUAUAACUAAUCUUGCGCCACGCAAACCCGACUGGGAUCUAAAACGCGAUGUGGCCAAGAAAUUAGAGAAACUAGAAAGGAGAACUCAGCGAGCUAUUGCUGAAUUGAUUAGGGAUAGGUUAAAACAAAGACAACAAGAUUUAGCAGCACUUGUAAAUGAUGGAACAGCUGAUGUGCCAACAAAUAAAUUAGUAUAGAUAUUUUUUGCAA